AUGUGCAGCUGCGCCAAGCGGAUGCUCGACGACCAGCUCCUCGGCUUCGCGCUCGUACCGCUUGCCACCAUCGCGGCCGGCAGCGGCGCGCGCCUUGACAGGGACUUCGAGCUCUCGUCCACCGACCUCCUCCACUCGCCCGCGGGGACCAUACGGUUGUCCCUCGCUCUCCACUCUAGGGUCCCCGGCGACGCGUGCCCGCCGCCGGAGCUCGGCGCCGAGUCGUCAAUCGCGUCGGAGGUGGUUAUCCUCGAGCCCGCGCCACCCGUUGACUACUCGCUCCACCCGUGCAGUGAUUUUGUGUUUGAUUCAGAGUUUAAUGCAGCCGUGGCAGAAACAUCCACCUCCGAUGCUGCCUUCAUCAUUGCUGACUUGAGCAAGAAGCUUGCCCAGUCCAGCCGUAUUUUGAUGCAGAAAGCCAAGGCGGAUGCGGACCUUCGGGUCAAGAGCGCCACUGAGAGAUUGAGUCUGGCGGACAAACUGCGGCGAGCUGAGGCGGAGGUUCUCGCUCUGAAGGAUGAAAACAAGCAAAUGAAGGCCAAGUGUUCGAAGCUAGAGGCAACUGCCUCGGACAAUGAAAAGGUUCUAGAGAGCCUUCGGAAGACUGUGGAGAGGGACGUGAACGAGAAGGCUGCCCUUAAGGGAAAGAUCAUCGAAAUGGAGAAGGUUCACGCUAAAGUGGGUGAGCUCGAGCAAGUCUUCGCUGAGGUCGCUUCGCGAACCGAGGUAGUGUACCAAGAGUACAAGAAGGCUAUUGCUGCUCUCGGAGCAGAGCCUCUGCCCUUGCCUGAGCCAGCCGAGGGUUCUCAGGUUAUCCUUCAGCUUCUGAAUUGGUUGCUAUCGGAGUUUGAGGGGCUCGGGGAGGUGAUGAGCGUUGCGAACGAUAAUGCGGCGUCCGUCUCCUUCGAGGGGCUUGUAGGGAACCUUCUCCGCACCGGCGCCGUCGACCUCUCUAAGCUCGAAGGGGGCUUUCAGUAUGCCCCCUACGAGGGUUUGUCCCCUACAAGAUACAGGAUGUCAAGAUUGCAUACUUCGAGCGUUUCUGGGAACCUUCGGGCAAGGUCGCUCUUCGGACCCUCGCGGCUGCUGCGACAGGGGUAA
Messenger RNA from Panicum virgatum (switchgrass), 1101 nucleotides. RefSeq lists its product as uncharacterized. The record is from RefSeq and is a predicted model, not a curated record. The transcript is spliced from 2 exons. NCBI's taxonomy places the organism in Eukaryota, Viridiplantae, Streptophyta, Magnoliopsida, Poales, Poaceae. The coding region runs from base 1 to 1101 and encodes 366 amino acids.